Molecule: messenger RNA, 894 nt
Organism: Microthlaspi erraticum
Lineage: Eukaryota; Viridiplantae; Streptophyta; Magnoliopsida; Brassicales; Brassicaceae
Source: the annotation of a GenBank genome assembly
AUGAAGCACCCCAGUGUCAAUGACAAGGAGCUUGGACCUGAGCUUGAAACUAAUCAAGAAACUGCAGACCAUGAAGAACCCAAACCUAAGCAGCCAAACAAAACACCGAGCAAUCUGUAUCAAGGUACCAAAGUUUGUUGUGAUUUGCAAGAAAUUGUUCAAGUCCCUAGCAAUAAAAAGGUACAUGUUAGACUUUCUCAACCUGUUUAUAAUGAUUCCAUGAGUUGUAUGAUGCACUUGCUUUUCUCCAAAAGUGUUGAGACAGGUACAGGGUCUAGUGAAGAACAAUGGAAGCAAGAAGAUAAAGAAAAAGAAGCUCAAUCCGAACAGAUUCCACCAAAGUCUAAACCACCAGAUCAAAAACUACAAGGACUAAGCACUACAUGUUUCAUGUUGAAAGAGUUUAGGGCGGAACCACACAUUUAUCCAGCCCCAGGUUCUAUGGAAAAGUAUAAGAGUUUAGGAAAAGCAGCAUCAGGAGGAGAGGCAGCACUGAUCCAACAUCAAGAAGAGUGGCUCACAAGUUCCAAUCCAAUUCCAGAGAAACCACCAGACUCUUAUCCACGAAAUCCAAAGCAGCAAACUCGAGGUAAGUAUAACAUCAGUCUGAGUUUUAAUGUUUCUGAUUUAUCUCCUUUUCUUGCAGAUGAUCCAGAUUUGAGGACAAAUCUUUUUCAAGAGGGAGGGGAUGAUAUGAUCAUGGCCGAGGUUGCUCAAGACAAGGAGAAGGAACCGGAUGGACAGCUUGUAGCCGUGGAGCAGCUUGUAGCUGAGGAAGCUUUGGUCAUUCCAACCGAUCGCGAACUAAGCUAUUCAACCAAGAGAUUGGAAGAAUACUUAGCUACUUGGGUCAGAGCGAUACUGAGGUUAUUCAAACCACCCUGGUUUGUAUAA